AAAUAUUUGCCUGAUCCGAAACAACUUUAAAGCCCGUGACUCUGAAGUUAGUGGUCUCUGCUUUUGGCUGAAUCAAGAUGUCCAGUAAUCCCCGGCUGCUGGUGAAGAACGCCCAACAGGUGGUUCUGAUCUGCAACAACGGAGAGAAGUUCCUCACCAAACUCGGGAUGCAGAACCUUUGUGUGAUUGAAAAUGGGAGCGUAGUGAUUGGGAGCGACGGGCUGAUUGAAGCCGUGGGCCCCGCGGAAGUCCUCCGCGCGCAGUACUCACGCGCGUCCUUCGAUCACGUGAUCGACGCGACAGGCAUGUGCGUCGUGCCCGGGCUGGUCGACGCGCACACGCACCCGGUGUGGGAGGGGGACCGGGUGCACGAGUUUGCAAUGAAGCUGGCGGGCGCCUCCUACAUGGACGUGCACCGGGCCGGCGGAGGGAUCCACUUCACCGUGGAGCGCACCCGAGCCGCCGCCCCCCCGGAGCUGCUGGCCUCCCUCCGCGGCCGCCUGGUCCGGAUGCAGCGAGCCGGCACGACCCUGGUGGAGUGCAAGAGCGGGUACGGGCUGGAGCUGCAGACCGAGCUGAAGAUGCUGGAGGCGAUCGAGGAGGCCCGACGCACGCUGCCCAUCAACAUCUCCUCCACCUACUGCGGAGCUCACGCGGUGCCCAGAGGGAAGUCGGUGGCGGAGGCCACGGAGGACAUCCUGCGGGUGCAGCUGCCCGAGCUGAAGGAGCGGAUGUCCGCCGGGGCGCUGGGAGUCGACAACAUCGACGUGUUCUGUGAGCGCGGCGUGUUCGACCUCGGGUCCACGCGCGCCAUCCUGCAGGCCGGCAAAGACAUGGGCCUCAACAUCAACUUCCACGGGGAUGAGCUGCACCCCAUGAACGCUGCUCAGUUGGGUGCAGAACUCGGGGCCUUGGCCAUCAGUCACCUGGAGGAGGUCACCGAUGAGGGGAUCGCUGCCAUGGCGACAGCAGGAACGGCCGCCGUCCUUCUCCCAACCACGGCCUACAUACUGAGGCUGCCUCAGCCACGGGCCAGAGACAUGUUGGAAGCCGGAGUGAUAGUCGCCCUCGGCAGCGACUUCAACCCCAACGCCUACUGCUGCUCCAUGCCGAUAGUCAUGCACCUGGCCUGCGUGAACAUGAAGAUGUCCAUGCCCGAAGCUUUGGCCGCCGCCACCAUCAACGCCGCCUACGCCCUGCGGCGCUCCGACACACACGGCUCGCUGGAGGUCAACAAACACGGCGACCUGCUGGUCCUCGACACCCCGCGGUGGGAGCACCUGAUCUACCAGCUGGGCGGACAUCAGGAGCUGAUUCGCUACGUCGUCAUCAAAGGAAACGUCGUCGUUGAUAAUAACAAAACUAUGCAGCUGUAACCGGAGAAUUAGUGACAGUGCUUUGAAUAAUUCUCCAGAAUUUAAGAAAAUACUUAAAAAAUAUUUUUUGGCUCCUGUUUGUAAAACUUGUGUUAAAGACUGACCAUAUUUACUAUCCUAAGUGCUUUAAAUGUCCUGUUAGCUUGUGAUUAAAAUCUUCCCCUCUGUUCAA
This is a messenger RNA of Gasterosteus aculeatus aculeatus (three-spined stickleback), 1548 nucleotides long. It is a transcript of the gene amdhd1, whose product is annotated as amidohydrolase domain containing 1. The record is from RefSeq and is a predicted model, not a curated record. Gene Ontology annotation, cellular component: cytoplasm. Gene Ontology annotation, molecular function: imidazolonepropionase activity. Lineage: Eukaryota; Metazoa; Chordata; Actinopteri; Perciformes; Gasterosteidae.